Molecule: messenger RNA, 834 nt
Organism: Brenthis ino (lesser marbled fritillary)
Lineage: Eukaryota; Metazoa; Arthropoda; Insecta; Lepidoptera; Nymphalidae
Source: the annotation of a GenBank genome assembly
AUGGAACGCGCGCGUCCAUCUCAGGACAUGAAGGAGACCGGCAACAAAUUACCCACUACUGCUGAUACCGUUCGCAACAUAAUUCUCAAAGACUUUGAUAAAAGGAAGCUAGAAAUAAUCAACGAGAUAAAAAUUAUACUGUCAGAUGAAAAGAAGUUUUCGAUAUCAUUCGAUGAAUGGACAUCCAAUAAAAAUAGAAGAUAUAUAGGGCUCACUUUACAUUCACCAAAUUUUGCAAGGGAUAGCAGUUUUCGAAAUCUAGGUCUCAUACGCAUUCACGGCUCCAUGAAUGCAGCCUCAUGCGUACAAUUGAUUGAGGCCAAGUUGGCCGAAUAUGGGGUAUCUCUAACAAAUGACAUCGUCGCUCAAACCACAGACGGUUGCAGCCUAAUGGUUGCAUUAGGGAAGUCCCUUAAGUCAUACCAUCAGCUAUGCAUCGCUCAUGGCGUUCAGCUGGCAAUUGGGGACGUAAUGUACGAACGCAAUGCCGGCUUCGAGGAAAAGGUCGCUCAGCUUGCCGAACUUGACGAGGAUGAAGAUUUGCCUUUAUCGGUAUUGGCUCCAAGACUGCGAAUUGUAGAAUUUAACGACGACACGAAUUCUACAGAUAAUGACGCGGAUGGUGUUGAAUUUAAUAAUGAAUCCUCGUUUAUGGAGUCUUUCAGUUCACAGUCUUUUAGAGACAACGAUCUGCUAUCAAAAGUACGAAAAGUGGUAAACAUCUUCAAGAACUCACCGACAAAAAACGAUGACAUCCUUCAAAAACAUGUCAGAUCUUGUGAUGUUUAUUUAGAAAUGUCAGAUCUGAUUUUGGACAGGAGUACUCCCUGCUGU